UAAAAAUUAAAGAAAAAAACAGAGAUAACAAAACAAUCGUGGAAAGCACAGGACCGAAAGAAUCGGAUUAAUCUGUUCUCUGCAAGUUCGAACAGAGGCAGAACCGAGCUAUGUCUCUUCUCUUCACUUCAUCUCCUCUUCUACUUCCAUGCACUCAUGAAUGUAGGUUUUCAUCACCAUCAUCAUUUUCACGAGGCCCAGUCACCAGAAGCAGCAAUUCCCUUCGAGUUGCUAAUCGGAGUCGAAUUACUGCGUUUUUCUUCAAUCCGGCACAAGACCCUAUCAUCAAAGAAGUUUUCAAGGAACCAGUAGCAUUCUUAGGUGGUGUGUUUGCGGGUGUUUUAAGACUUGAUUUAAACGAGGAGCCUCUCAAAGAAUGGGUUACGAGGACCGUUGAAGCAUCUGAUAUCAGUGUAGAAGAAACUGAUGCAGAAGGAUCAACUACCGAAGCUGCUCCGCAAGAGAUUCAAAUUGAAUAAAACUUGUAUUUUUUUUUUUUAAUUUUAAAACUUGCAUAGCAUCAAAAUGCCAACAGCACAGUAACAGUUUGUUUUAAUUGAUUAUAAGUUAUAAUCUUCUAAGCACAAUAAUAGUAAUUCACCAAUA
This is a messenger RNA of Vicia villosa (hairy vetch), 606 nucleotides long. Its product is annotated as UPF0426 protein At1g28150, chloroplastic. The transcript has 3 exons. Bases 111 to 479 code for a protein of 122 amino acids. The record is from RefSeq and is a predicted model, not a curated record. NCBI's taxonomy places the organism in Eukaryota, Viridiplantae, Streptophyta, Magnoliopsida, Fabales, Fabaceae.